UUGAAAGGUAGCCAGUGUACAACUGCAGCCACAAUGACAAGACUUACUCUACUCACAGGCCUUUGCCUGUUAUUGAUUCAUCUUGGUUCAGCCUAUCAGCUUAUAUGUUACUUCACCAACUGGGCCCAGUAUAGGCCUGAUCCUGUGAAGUAUGUGCCUACCAAUAUUGAUCCCUUCCUGUGCACACAUCUGAUUUACGCAUUUGCUAGAAUUAACUCUGCAAAUCAGCUGGCCACCUACGAGUGGAACGAUGAGACUCUCUACCAGUCAUUCAAUAGUCUGAAGCAAAGUAAUCCAAGCUUGAAGACACUUUUGGCUGUUGGAGGAUGGAACUUUGGUUCAACUCAAUUCUCUAUCAUGGUGUCCACACAAGCAAACAGAAAUACAUUCAUCCAGUCCUCCAUAAGCUUUCUCAGAAAUUAUGGAUUUGAUGGCCUGGAUCUAGACUGGGAGUAUCCUGGAGCCCGCGGCAGUCCUCCAGAGGACAAGCAAAAAUUCACUCUGCUCUGCAAGGAGCUUCGACAGGCCUAUGAGGCUGAAAGCAAUGCGACAGGACGACCCCGGCUUAUGGUCACAGCUGCAGUGGCUGCUGGGAAAUCAACUAUAGAUGCUGGAUAUGAAAUUGCAGAGAUUGCCAAGUACCUGGACUUCAUUAGCGUGAUGACCUAUGACUUUCAUGGGACUUGGGAAAGUUUCACUGGCCAUAACAGUCCUCUGUAUCAAUGGUCUCAGGAAACAGGGGAUCAAAUCUACCUUAAUACUAAUUAUUCGAUGACAUACUGGAAGAAUCAGGGUGCUCCUGUGGAGAAGCUGAGGAUGGGUUUUGCUACAUACGGCAGAACGUUCCAACUUUCGUCAACAGCGAGUGGUCUGGGAGCUCCAACAAGUGGCCCUGCUUCUGCUGGCACCUACACCAGAGAGGCAGGCUUUUGGUCUUAUUAUGAGAUCUGCAGCUUCCUUCAAGGAACCAGCAUACAAUGGAUCCAGGAUCAAAAAGUACCCUAUGCCACGAAGGGGGGGCAGUGGGUUGGCUUUGACACCACGGAAAGCUUUAACACAAAGGUGACCUACCUCAAAGAUAAUAAUUUUGGAGGGGGCUUUGUGUGGGCUCUUGAUUUGGAUGAUUUCACUGGACAGUUCUGUGGACUGGGAAAAUACCCUCUCAUCAGCGAGCUCAAGAAACUCCUAAACAAUGCUGCUCCUGUUGAAGGUCCUCCUGCUGAAACUACUCCUAUUGCAGGUCCUCCUCAAGAAACUCCUCCUGCUGAAACUAAUCCUGCUGAACCUAAUCCUAGUGAAACGAAUCCUGCUGAAGUUCCUACUGCUGCAGUUCCACAUCAGUAUUGUGCAGACAAGAAAAAUGGUAUCCGUCCAAAUCCUUUUGAUGUAAAAUCUUUCAUCCAUUGUGAUAAUGGGAGAACAUUUGUACAACCCUGCCCUGCUGGCACCAUCUUUGACAACAGCUGCCAGUGUUGCAACUGGCCAUUUAUUGCAAUUUAAGACUAAUUUCUACAUGGCUACACACCUGGUUUGAUAUUUAUGCAAGCACUUUAUUUCUUUAGCUGUAAAAAAAAGAAAUAAUAAUUCCAUAAAGUUUCCAUUUUAAAUCUUUUAUAAUAGGAUUUAAUUAGGACUAGUAUUUUCUAUUUUUAUAUACUAUUGGCUUGAAACAAAUAUGCCAUAUAAACAGCCACACAAGUUA
Molecule: messenger RNA, 1702 nt
Organism: Ictalurus furcatus (blue catfish)
Lineage: Eukaryota; Metazoa; Chordata; Actinopteri; Siluriformes; Ictaluridae
Product: acidic mammalian chitinase
Exons: 11
Coding region: 34-1500 (488 amino acids)
Biological process (GO): chitin catabolic process; carbohydrate metabolic process
Cellular component (GO): extracellular region
Molecular function (GO): chitinase activity; chitin binding
Source: RefSeq, a predicted model, not a curated record